UGGCGCAGGUUGACCUCCUCCAAUCUGUCUCGCUUGCAUGAGAGGCGGACAGGGAGCUGGCAGUUCUUACAUUCUGUGGUUUGUGUUCCAAACGAACCGAACUGCGCCCAUAGGCAAGGCACCAGCCCUGUUUGGAGCACAGGGAUUUUCUUUUUCUUUUGGAAACAAGACUUCUGACUCAUGACUCAACCUGUGUAGGGAGAUUUAGACAGUUACCAUGUUUAGUUUGAUAAAGAAAGACAAGGAGAAGGAAGGGAGCAAGAAAGACAAGAAAGAGAAGAAGGAGAGAAUGUCCGCGGCAGAGCUGCGCAGCCUGGAGGAGAUGAGCAUGAGGCGGGGUUUUUUCAAUCUUAAGAGGGAGGCUAAGCGGGAAUCCAAGCACAAAGUGGAGAUCUCCAACCCCAUUCCUAUCAAAGUGGCCAGCACCAAUGAGCUGUCUCUCACCGACAUUGAAUCGGAUGAGUUCAGCAACCGGAGCAGCAUGGUCUUGGACGAUCAGAUCAGUGUGGCAAGCUCCACUGAUGACUUGAAAGGAGAGGGAGGAGGUCAGGAUGGACAUCGCAGCUCGGUACGGGACCGCGUGGCUCACUUUGGUUCUCUCGCCAAGCAGAACUCCUCACAGAUGGGGCAGAUGAUGAAGCGUUUCUCCUUCUCCCAGAGGAGCAAGGAGGAGAGCCCGUCAGAGGGCUCCACGCCUUCUGGACAGAACUCUGCUGCUCCAUCACCGCAGGUCGAGAGCAAAGUGUUCAACAUGCUUCGCAAGCACAGCCAAAGAGUUCAACCAGAGGCGGCAGACACCAAAAAAGUUUUCAUUCCUGAACUGGUUGAUAAGAUUUUUCCUGCACCUUUGCAGCUGCCUACUGUGGUUGCACCAAGUGCCCCUGAAACGCGGGAGCUGGAGCUGCAGAGGCGCAACACUGGUGACUUUGGGUUCUCUUUGCGCCGUACCACUAUGCUAGAUCGCAGCCCUGAUGGAGGGGUCUACAGACGCGUGGUCCACUUCGCCGAGCCUGGUGCUGGCACUAAGGACUUGGCUCUCGGACUUGUGCCUGGCGACAGGCUGGUGGAGAUAAACGGACGGAAUGUGGAGAACAAGAGCCGUGACGAGAUAGUUGAGAUGAUCCGUCAGUCAGGAGACGCAGUGAGGCUGAAGGUCCAGCCCAUCCUGGAGCUGAGCGAGCUGAGCCGCUGCUGGCUGAGGAACAUCGAGGGGCUGUGCAGAGAGGCUCGACACGAAUCAGGGGAAGAGGAUCUGUUUUCUCCUUUCCAGACGUCUCAUGUCGCAGUGAAGACGGAGGAGCAGAUUACAGCAGAGCAGGCUUGGUACGGAUCAGAGAAGGUCUGGCUUGUUCACAAAGAGGGCUUCUCUCUCGCCACUGUGCUGAAGACAGAGUGUGGCUCACUCCCCGAGGGAAAGGUGAAGAUCAAGCUGGAGCAUGAUGGAACAAUACUGGAUGUGGAUGAGGAUGACAUAGAAAAGGCCAACCCACCAACAUAUGACCGCUCAGAGGACCUUGCUUCGCUCGUUUACCUAAAUGAGUCCAGCAUGAUGCACUGCCUGAGGCAGCGCUACGGAGGAAACCUCAUUCACUCCUUUGCUGGACCCAACAUGGUCGUUAUCAACCCUCUCAGUACACCUUCUAUGUAUUCCGAGAAGGUCAUGCACAUGUUCAAAGGCUGUCGGCGGGAGGACACUGCCCCUCACAUCUAUGCCGUGGCCCAGUCAGCCUACCGCAACCUGCUCACUACCCAGCAGGAUCAGUCCAUUGUGCUUCUGGGGAAGUCUGGCAGCGGUAAAACCACCAACUGCCAGCAUCUGGUCCAGUACCUGGUCUCUAUAGCUGGAAGCACGGGCAAGAUCUUCUCUGCUGAGAAGUGGCAGGCAGUCUACACAAUCCUAGAGGCCUUUGGCAACUGCUCCACAACCAUGAACAUGAACGCCAGCCGCUUCUCUCAUGUUGUGUCCCUGGACUUUGAUCAGGCUGGGCAGGUGGCUUCUGCCUCCAUCCAGACCAUGCUGCUGGACAAACUGAGGGUGAGCAGAAGACCUGAAGCAGAGUCCACCUUCAAUGUGUUUUACUAUGUGAUGGCUGGAGCUGACAGCGCUCUGAGAACCGAGUUGCACCUUAACCAGCUGAAUGAAAGCAGUGCUUUUGGGAUUCACUCACACUCCAAGACUGAAGACAAGCAGCGGGCUGUGCAGCAGUUCACCAAGCUGCAGGCGGCCAUGAAGGUGCUAGGCAUUUCUGUGGAGGAACAGAGGGCUCUCUGGCUUAUUCUAGGAGCCAUUUAUCACUUAGGGGCCGCAGGAGCCACUAAAGACGAGGAUGAAGCAGGACGCAGGCAGUUUGCCCACCAUGAAUGGGCUCAGAAGGCAGCCUACCUGCUGGGCUGCACCCUGGAUGAGUUGUCCUCUCUGAUCUUUAAGAACCAGACCCGGGGAAUGCAGCCGCUGUUCAGAGGGGGCCCGGAUGAUGCUGGUACAGGUGACAACUCAGGAUCUAAAUUCACAGCUCUGGAAUGUUUGGAGUCCAUGGCAUCAGGACUGUACUCAGAGGUCUUCACAGUGGUCAUCUCUCUCAUAAAUAGGGCUCUGAAGUCCAGUCAGCACUCCCUCUGUUCCAUUCUGAUCGUGGACACGCCGGGUUUCCAGAACCCUCGACUGGCUCAGCAGCAAAGAGGAGCUACGUUUGAGGAGCUCUGCCAUAACUACACCCAGGAGAGGCUGCAGACUCUGUUUCAUGAACGGACCUUUGUCCAGGAAUUGGAAAGAUAUAAGGAGGAAAACAUAGAGCUUGUUUUAGAUGACAUAGAGUCCAGUUCCUCCCUGUCUAUAGCCGCUAUUGAUCAAGCCCCACCACAAGCUCUGGUUCGUACUCUGGCCCGAAUGGAAGAGGCUCGAGGCCUUUUGUGGCUGAUGGAGGAGGAGGGGGUUAAACCUGGCGGAUCAGAGGAGAUCUUGCUGGAGAGACUCUUUAGCUACUACAGUUCUGGUCUGGGAGAAAACAAAGAAGCCAGUCUGUUACUGCGAGGGGAGAAGUCCCACCUCUUCCUUAUGGGCCACUGCCAUGGAACGGACUGGGUGGAGUACAACGUUCAGGGCUGGCUGGGCCAUGCUAAGAACAAUCCUGCAGCCCAGAGUGCUGCCACUCUGCUCCAGGACUCUCAGAAGAAGAACAUCAGCGGUCUGUUCCUGGGCCGGUCCAGCGGGGCCACAGUGCUGUCAGGCUCCAUUGCCGGCCUGGAGGGCAGCUCUCAGUUAGCUCUGCGCCGCGCCACCAGCAUGAGGAAAACCUUCACCACAGGCGUCGCUGCUGUCAAGAAGAAGAGUCACUGCAUCCAGGUCAAACUACAAGUGGAUGCCUUGAUUGACAUGGUGCGCCGUUCCAAGGUUCACUUCGUCCAUUGUCUGCUGCCCAAAGCAGAGUCAGUGGGGGGCAGUGACCCCCGUGUUCCUCAUGGAGAGAGCUCUGAUUCUGGGCUGAUGACUUUAGACCUGGGCCUCCUGAGAGCUCAGCUCCGGGGCUCCAAGCUGCUAGAUGCCCUGCGCAUCUACAGGCAAGGUUACCCAGACCACAUGGUGUUCUCAGAGUUCCGCAGACGCUUCGAUGUUCUAGCACCACAUCUGACCAAAAAACAUGGCCGCACCGACGUAGUCCCAGAUGAGAAGAGAGCAGUGCAGGAGCUGCUGGAGUCCCUAGAGCUGGAGAAGAGCAGCUACCACCUGGGGCUAAGCAAGGUGUUUUUCCGAGCUGGGACUUUGUCCAUGCUGGAGGAGCAGCGUGAUGUCCAGACCAGGAGGAACAUCUCUCUGUUCCAGGCUGCAUGCAGAGGCUACCUGGCCAGACAGGCAUUUAAAAAGAGGAAGAUCCAGGAUCUUGCCAUCCGGUGCAUCCAGAAGAACAUCAAGAAGAACCGCGGUGUGAAGGGCUGGCCAUGGUGGAAGCUCUUCACCACUGUUAGACCUCUGAUAGAGGUGCAGCUCACUGAGGAGCAGAUCCGUGGAAAGGAUGAGGAGAUUCAGCAGCUGAAACAGAAGCUGGAGAAGAUGGAGAAGGAGAGGAACGAGCUGAGGCUGAACAGUGACCGACUGGAGAGCAGGAUGACAGAGCUGUCCACAGAGCUAGCUGAUGAGCGGAACACGGCCGAGUCGGCCUCCCAGCUGCUGGAGGCAGAGACUUCUGAGAGGCUCCGCUUGGAGAAGGACAUGAAGGACCUGCAGACAAAGUUUGACAGCAUGAAGAAACAGACGGAGUCCAUGGAGAUGGAGGUGAUGGAGGCUCGGCUCAUCAGGGCUUCUGAACUCAAUGGAGAGAUGGAUGACGACGACACAGCAGGAGGAGAGUGGCGGUUAAAGUAUGAGCGAGCCAUCAGGGAGAUCGAGUUCACCAAGAAAAGACUGCAGCAGGAGUUUGAUGACAAGCUGGAGGUUGAACAUCAGAACAAGCGUCAGCUGGAGAGAAGGAUCAGUGACCUUCAGGCUGAUAACGAAGAGUCUCAGCGAAACAUUCAGCAGUUAAAGAAAAAGAAUCAGCGGCUAGUAGCUGAGCUGCAGGACACCAAGCUUCACCUGGAGGGCCAGCAGAGCCGCAACCAUGACCUGGAGAAGAAGCAGAGGAAGUUUGACGGUGAGCUGAGUGCAGCUCAGGACGAAGUGCAGAGGGAGAGGAGUCUGAGGGAGAAACUGGCCCGGGAGAAGGACAUGCAGAGUGGGGAGGCCUUCAGCCUCAGACAGCAGCUAGAGGAGAAGGACCUUGAAUUGCGUACAGUGAAUUUGAAGCUGGAGCAGGUUGAAGCAGAGCUACAGGAUCUUAACUCCCAGGAAUCCAAGGAUGAAGCAUCUCUUGCUAAGCUGAAGAAACAGCUUCGGGACAUGGAAGCCAAGAUCAAGGACCAGGAGGAGGAGCUGGAUGAGCAAGCUGGCACCAUCCAGAUGCUGGAGCAGGCCAAGCUGCGACUGGAGAUGGAGAUGGAACGUUUGCGUCAGACACAUUUUAAGGAGAUCGAAAGCAAGGAUGAUGAGGUGGAGGAGAUCAGGCAGUUAUGCAGUAAGAAGUUGAAGCAAAUAGAGGUCCAGCUUGAAGAAGAAUAUGAUGAAAAGCAGAAGGUGCUGAAGGAGAAGAGAGAGCUGGAGGCGAAGCUUCUGUCAGCACAGAGCAAGGUGACAAACUGUGACAUAGACACUGAGAAACGCCUGAAGAAGGACCUGAAGAGGACCAAGGCCUUGCUGGCUGAUGCCCAGAUCAUGUUGGACCACAUAAAGAACAACGCACCCAGCAAGAGAGAGAUCGCUCAGCUAAAAAACCAGCUGGAGGAGUCUGAGUUCACCUGUGCAGCUGCAGUCAAAGCUCGGAAAUGCAUGGAGGUGGAGAUAGAAGACCUGCAUGUUCAGAUGGAGGAGAUCUCUAAAGCCAAGCAGAUGCUGGAAGAACAGCAGAGCCGUCUUCAGAGAGAGAAGAACGACCUGCAGUCCAGGACGGAGGAGGACCAGGAGGACCUCAACGAGCUGAUGAAGAAACACAAGGCUGCUGUGUCCCAGUUGGCUCAGAACUUGGCUCAAAUGAACGACUUGCAGUCUCAGCUGGAGGAGGCCCUCAAGGAGAAACAGGAGGUUCAGGAAAAGAUGCAGGUCCUCCAGAGCCAGCUGGAGUUCCAGGAGCAAUCCAUGGUUGAGAAAUCUCUAGCCAAUCGUCAGGAGGCCAAGAUCCGAGAACUGGAGACCAAGAUGGAGUUUGAGAAGUCGCAGGUCAAACGACUGGAGAAUCUUGUAGCUCGUCUGAAGGAGAAUGUGGAGAAGCUGACAGAAGAGCGAGACCAGCGCAUCAGCAGCGAGAAUCGUGAGAAGGAGCAGAAUAAGCGACUGCAGAGACAGAUCCGAGACAUUAAAGAGGAAAUGGGGGAACUGGCCAAAAAAGAAGCAGAGGCAAGCCACAAGAAACACGAGCUGGAGAUGGACAUUGAGAGCCUAGAGGCUUCAAACCAGAGCCUGCAGGCGGACCUCAAGCUGGCCUUCAAAAGGAUAGGUGACCUUCAGGCGGCCAUCGAGGACGAGAUGGAGAGUGAUGACAACGAAGACCUUAUAAACAGUUUGCAGGAUAUGGUGGCAAAGUACCAGAAAAGAAGGAACCGAAUUCAGGGAAACUCAGACACAGACUCUGAAGUGGAGGACCGUGUGGAUGGAGUGAAGUCCUGGUUGUCCAAAAAUGAUGGCACUGUCAAGAACCUGUCAGAUGAGGACAGCUCCCCCAUCCGAAGACGCUCCCACUACGACAGGUCUGAUGAGGAAGAGGAAGAAGUGAAAGAGGGCGGUCCGGGGACAACCAGCUCGUCCCGCUCCAGAUACAGAUACAGCAGUCAUUUGAAAGAUGACGAUGAUGAUGAUGAGGAGGUGUCAUAGUGCACUCAGUCAGAUUUAACACUUUGCUUUGCAUGCAGAAUUGCAGUGUUGGACAAUCAUGCACAACAGUAAUGCAGUGGUCUGCUCCACCAGACACCUGGAGUCAGAGCAGUGGAUGCUGGUAGCUGCUUGAACUGCAGACUCUGCCACACACAAGCUCUUCAUCCACAUUUCACACCUUCAACACCAAAAUCCUACGGCUUUCCAUGUAUUGCCAAAAAGCAUUAGCUAGCAGUACAUGUGUACACUCUGCAACCGUUUAACAAUGAAUGCUUAGACCUAAGAAAAGCACCAGCAUCCGUUCCUUCUUUCUCUGAACAAGUGCCGUUUUAAGAAGCAGCUGCUGCACUGUAAAUCCAUGACGCUCAUCAUCAUGUGCUUAUUAUAGUCUCAUAAAGUCUGCUCUUUAUUUUCCUGCAGUAUGCUCCCCAUGCUGUACUCCUCCCAAAGAGAGAAGAGUGCAUCACUCGGAUGCUACAAGGAUCUUUUUUUUUUUCUCCUGAAAACUUUAACAGUUUGAAGUUAACUUGAAUUUCCUAAGUAAAUACCAGAUUAAAACACAGCGGCUUUGUUGUUGCAUUUGCUAUUUACACACAGUUUUAACUUUGAUGUAGUUUCCUUCUUUAUGGAAUCCAGCUGAUAUUGCACCAUUUUAUUUUUUAUAUUAUUGUUUCCCCAGAAUUAGUUGACAUGCUGAAAAUGCCGUUUUUAAGAAAAUGUUUUAGUUUUCAGGGACCAAUUUUUUGUUUUGAUUCCUUUGCUAAUAAGCAAUAAUACAACCCAGGUGUGAAAGCAAAAUAUUAUUUUUUUCUUUUUUUUUAAACUAAGAAUUGAUGAAGUUUAGUCUGGAUGGGACACCAUGAAACACUCAUUAUCUGCAGCAGCAACAAGGCUCACCAUGACUGGUUUUCCUCUGGUGCUUCUUCACAUGAACACCCUCACCUCCACACACAGCCAUGGAACAGCUUGUAGUUGCCAGGGCAGCUAGUUAAGCUCUAUGGCAACCUGUCACCAUGUGGGUGCAGCAGCAGUCUGGCAGUGUGCAUGUGCUACCAACCACAUAGCAUGCUAGUGUUACUCAGACUGUUUAACUUCCUGAAUAGUUCAAGUGAAAUCCCAUUCUAAGACAUUUAUCAUUUGCUCAGUAAAAUGGACUAAUUCAGGAAUUAGACCAACAUAAAAAAUCCCAGUAAGAUCCUGUUUUAUGUUCCAGUGUGUUUGAAUGAGCUGAACGGCCCUUUGAGUUACAUUCAAAACUAGUAACCAGAAAAGCUUCUUAAAACACUCACAGGCCUGCAACGGCCUCAUUCAUAUGGUGACGUCAUUGCUGGAAGCACUGAUCUGCACAGAGAACAUGUUCCCAUCCUGGUAACCACUACUUCAUCACAUGACCUGUUCCAGAUGGUACUUCCUGAUUCUUACAUCGUUUUAGCUUCACAUUUCUGCUGUGUGUGUGUGUGUGUGAGUGUGUGUGAAUGAAUUACACAUUACCGCACCUGCUUUACUGCUUUCAUAGUGAUGUAUUUGAAACUGCCUAUGAACUACUUAAUUUAACUUAAAAAAAACAAAAACUUAUUGAUGUCAUCAUUCUGCUGACUCAGCAACAUGACUGAGUCAGAGUUGUAUAUUGAAAUGGUGUAAAUGUGUAAUAAGAAAACGGGAUGUAAAUUGUUGAAAGGAUUAAUGAGACACUGGAAAAUAUUUAGAGUACAGAGCUGGAGUGUCCAGGCUGGUGGUGGGAGGCUGAGGCAGAGCGGUCCGGUCACUCUCUCUCUCUCUGACCAGGAGGCAGACCCACUGCUCCCACUAGAGGCAUCAUGUUUGGAUCUUUUAUUGGUUCUGGCGUCGAUGAUCCACACGUCUCCAUUGUUCCUAACUAACCCACAGCCUGUGGAACCAAGAUCAUGCUUAAGCCGUUUGGUGGAGUUGUCUACCGUGUCACAUUUAGCUCAUUUUAAUUUGAGCAACAAGAAAAUCUGUUCUGAAAUCUGAACAUGUUCAGUUACUAGACGUGGUAAUGAGUUUCAGUGUGAGAGUCGUUUUGGGUCAAAGGUGACUGCAUGUCUGUCUGAGAGCUUUGGGUGGAAUUUCACAAUGUGGGAUUUUUGGAAGCUUUUUUAAUAUAUCUGAUAUCGACACAAAAGUGAACGUAUUUUUACUGACAUACACCUCUUUUUUUUUGGCUAACCCCUUAUUCACUGUAUUUAUAUACAAAACAUGUAGGAUUCAUUUUAGCUUUGGAAAACUCUUGUUUCUUUUCUUCACUGAAAAACUGACCACUUGUUAAUUUUAUCUUUGCAAUAUUGUAAAUAAAUUCUAGUUAUUGACUUGAA
This is a messenger RNA of Xiphophorus couchianus (Monterrey platyfish), 8730 nucleotides long. It is a transcript of the gene myo18ab, whose product is annotated as myosin XVIIIA b. The coding region runs from base 218 to 6397 and encodes 2059 amino acids. The record is from RefSeq and is a predicted model, not a curated record. Gene Ontology annotation, molecular function: ATP binding; cytoskeletal motor activity; actin filament binding. Gene Ontology annotation, biological process: actomyosin structure organization. Gene Ontology annotation, cellular component: myosin II complex; myosin filament; cytoplasm. Lineage: Eukaryota; Metazoa; Chordata; Actinopteri; Cyprinodontiformes; Poeciliidae. The transcript has 44 exons.